This is a messenger RNA of Cataglyphis hispanica, 1929 nucleotides long. RefSeq names its product UDP-glucose 4-epimerase (gene Gale). Gene Ontology annotation, biological process: beta-D-galactose catabolic process via UDP-galactose, Leloir pathway. NCBI's taxonomy places the organism in Eukaryota, Metazoa, Arthropoda, Insecta, Hymenoptera, Formicidae. The transcript is spliced from 7 exons. Bases 411 to 1469 code for a protein of 352 amino acids. Gene Ontology annotation, cellular component: cytosol. Gene Ontology annotation, molecular function: UDP-glucose 4-epimerase activity. The record is from RefSeq and is a predicted model, not a curated record.
AAGCGAUCUUCAACAUAGAGAAAAAUUUACGUGACUUAAAUAUCUGGUUAUCGUCACAUCAUUGCCAUUAUAAAUUGCGUCUGGUAUAUCGUAGAUGAAGAGAACGCAGGUUAUGGGAAUCGAACGAAAUUAUUGGAUUGACAAGCUUUGCGAUCUUUUCGAUCGGGCUCAUGACAAUGACAAUGAUUCUUCAGCGUAAGAUGAUAUCUUAUGCUCGCCGAUCGCAGCAAAUGCCAAUAGUAAUGAUGUGUCAAUGUUACAUAACUCCAUCAUGAUAUAUGCAUCGUUAUCUGUUAUCCUUGAAUUGUAAUAAGGUCAGUAUAUCCUCGGUUAUCAUAGUGUGAGGUUGUCGAUUGAAUUGUACUGCCACUGAUUUCUGCAAAACUUAAUUGAAUAUUGCGCACUAAAUAAUGGCAAGCAAAUCUUGGAAUGUUUUGGUGACGGGAGGGGCUGGGUAUAUUGGGUCUCAUACAGUCUUGGAAUUAUUACAAGCAGACCUUCAGGUGGUGGUAAUUGAUAAUCUUAGCAAUGUAUAUAAAGACUUAAAUUCAGAGAAACCAGAAUGCCUCCGUAGAAUAGAAAAAAUGAUAAAUAAGAAUAUUCCAUUUAUUAACUGUGACAUCACAAACAUUAAUGACUUAAGAAAUGUAUUUCAGAAGUAUACUUUUCACAGUGUUAUACACUUUGCUGCAUUGAAGGCAGUUAGUGAAUCAUGCCAAAAACCACUCGAAUACUAUAAGACUAAUGUCAGUGGAACAAUAAAUUUAUUAGAAGUUAUGCGAGAAAACAAUAUAAAACAUUUUAUUUAUUCAAGCAGUGCUACAGUUUAUGGUGUACCUCAGCAACUUCCUUUAAAGGAAGAUAUGAAAACUGGCAAUUGCACAAAUCCUUAUGGGAAGACAAAGUUUAUGGUUGAAGAAAUAUUAAAGGAUUUGUGUAUAUCAGACAAGGAAUUUUCUGUUAUAUCUUUGAGAUAUUUUAAUCCUGUUGGUGCACAUUCUUCAGGUCAAAUUGGAGAAGAUCCUAAUGGUAUACCAAAUAAUUUAAUGCCUUAUAUCGCACAAGUCUCUGUUGGAAAAAGGGACACAUUAUAUGUUUAUGGUAAUGAUUAUGAUACACCUGAUGGCACAGGUAUACGUGACUAUAUUCAUAUUAUGGAUUUAGCAGUAGGACAUGUGAAAGCCAUAAUUUAUCAAAAAACUCAUAAUCUAAAAGGAUUUAAGCCAAUAAAUCUUGGUACUGGAAAAGGUUACUCUGUGCUUGAAGUUAUACAUGCAUUUGAAAAAGCAUCUGGAAAGAAAAUCCCAUACAAAAUAGUUGAACGUAGACCAGGUGACAUAUCUGUUAGUUAUGCGGACGCUAGUAUCGCGAAUAAAGAACUCAAUUGGGUUGCAACAAAAAAUAUAGAUGACAUGUGUUUAGACACAUGGAAGUGGCAACAAAAUAAUCCAAAUGGAUAUAAACGCUGAUUAGUAUAUUAUCUAUUAUGUUUAAUUGAUUAAAGCUUAAAAAUAUUACAUUUUACCUUUCAUAUAUUGUCAAAAAAAUGAAAUCAUGGUGGUAUAUAGUUACCAAUAUAUUACCAAAGUUUAGACCAAAGUACAUAUAAGAAAAGUAGUUAUUUAUCUUAUAUCUGCUAUAUUAAGUGUACUUGAUAUGAAAAUGAUGAAAAUUUAAAAAUAUUAAAACUUAAGAAGAUAUUUUAUUUAGUAUCUAGUACAAAAGACAAUUUUAGUGAAUAUUUAAUUGCAUAUAUACAAAUCUUAUAAUAUGCAUAAUUUUUUACAAUUGGCAUAUUUUCUCUUAUCAUAACUUUUGAAAUUAAAUUGUAUCAUUGCAUUAUUGUUGACAUUUUAAAUAUUGACAUUUUAAAUAAUUGCAAAGAAGAACUCUGAUACUUUUACAAAUAAAUAUUUUUAUCAAUAUUAA